AUGUAUCAUCCCUUGGAUAUUCUCUCCGAGAAGGAAACAGAUAUUGCGCGAGAAGUCAUCUCUGCCGCAUAUCCAGGCUCGGUUCUUUUCUUUCGCGAAAUUUAUCUGGAAGAGCCCACUAAGGCCGAGCUCAUCCCAUACCUCGAGUUGGAGCACAGUGGGAAGUUAAGUCCUACAUCUCCUCGACCAAGACGUCUUGCAAAGUGCCAGUAUGAUGUUGUUGGUUCUGAACGAGUCCCCGAGUUCCAUGACGCAAUUGUCGAUGUCGAGAAGCGGCAGCGAGUCUCACACACCGUUGUUGGGAAACAACACCACGCUACGUUAACUUUGGCGGAAUUCGAAAUCUUUGUAGAGACCUGCCAGACGUCUCAGAAAUUCAAAGAUGCUGUAGCUGAAUUCAAGCUCCCGGAAGGAUUCGACGUUGUCAUCGAGCCAUGGCCAUAUGGCGGUCGUGACAAAGCUACUGAUGAUAGUCGCUACUUCCAAGGACUGAUAUUUGCUCAAGACCAGCGAUCUGGCAACCCAGACUCCAAUUUCUACGGCUACCCGCUACCCAUCAUCCCUGUGAUGGAUUACCACAAACGCGAGAUUAUCCGAAUCGAUCGCCUUGCAACUGGUGGAAGAGGCGACGGCCUCACUCAAGAGGGGUUCCGUGAGGAUAUAAUAGGACAUUGCUCAUCUUCAGAGUAUGUGCCGGAGCUAUUGGCCAAUGGAACCAGGGAAGACCUCAAGGCACUCAACGUGCUUCAACCAGACGGUCCCUCGUUCAAGGUUUCGAAUGAGUCUCUGGUUGAAUGGCAGAAGUGGAGAUUUCGUGUUGGAUUUAACCCGCGCGAAGGUGCAACCAUUCAUGAUGUCUACUAUGAUGGACGAAGUGUGAUGUACCGACUCAGCAUCAGUGAGAUGACUGUUCCGUAUGCAGAUGCCCGGUACCCUUUCCACAGAAAGCAGGCAUUUGAUUUCGGUGACGGCGGAGCAGGCAACUACACGAACAACUUGUCACUUGGUUGUGACUGCUUGGGAGCUAUCAAGUAUUUUGACGGUGUUAUAACCGAUGCCGAAGGCAAGCCUACAGUUGCUCCAAACGUCAUCUGCCUUCAUGAGCAAGACAAUGGAAUCGGUUGGAAACACACAAACUGGCGGACCGGACGUGCGGUUGUAACGAGGUCGCGAGAACUGGUUGUUCAGUUUAUCAUCACGCUAGCCAACUAUGAAUACAUCUUUGCCUACAAAUUCGACCAAGCCGGUGGCAUCGCCGUCGAGUCGCGGGCAACAGGUAUUGUCAGCGUUGUGAACAUUGACCCCGGAAAGCAGUCCGACUACGGAAACGUGGUAGGAAACGGCGUAUUGGCUCAGAACCACCAGCACAUUUUCUGCAUCCGCAUUGAUCCUGCUGUUGAAGGUCACCAAAAUACGGUCUAUGUGGAAGAGUCCCACCCUGUGGCAAUGAAUAAGACAACCAACCCGGAAGGCAACUUUUACGAAAUCCGUAAAUUGCCCGUCGAAAAAUCAAGCUGGUUUGAUGCAGCACCUCAACACAACCGAGUGAUCAAAAUGGCGAAUACAAACAGAAUCAACCCUAUCAGCGGCAAUCCUGUGGCAUACAAAUUCACGCCGAUGGCUACACAAUUGCUUCUUGCUGAUAAUGAAUCGAUCCAAGCUAGACGAGCCCGGUUUGCGCAACAUCACGUAUGGGUGACUAAAUAUCGGGAUGGUGAGCUAUACGCUGCUGGAAACUUCACGCUACAGAGCCAGGAAGAGAUUGGAGGUGUUUCAGAUGCCGUGAAGCGAGGAGACGACGUCAAGAACGAUGAUGUGGUCGUUUGGAGCGUGUUUGGGAUCACUCAUAACCCGCGGGUUGAGGAUUGGCCUGUUAUGCCAGUGGAGUGCUAUCAACUGAAUAUCCAACUGCAUGAGGAGGGUGUGCGGCAUGAUGUAGGAAACGACGACGUGGAUAGUUUCCUACGCCUGUUGCGUGAUGUUAGUGGCAUGUCUUAUGUGGACGAUGAGGCCAAAGAAAAAAAGGAGAAGGUGAAAAAGAAAAGAAGCAACGUCGAACGCCCUGCCAUAGUAUCCGCUGGAACCUCCAAUUGGCAAUUAUCCUGCCAAUUUCCCCACCAAACCGCAGCAGAAAUGGCCAGUUUAUUGGACACAUACCAAACCCCUCUGGGUUCCCGCUAUGCCUCCAAGGAGAUGCUCUCGCUGUUCUCCAUGCGCACGAGGGCUGCGACAUGGAGAAAACUCUGGCUUUGGCUGGCUGAGUCUGAGCAAGAGCUCGGAAUAAAGGAGAUCACCGACAAGGCUCUCGAGCAGAUGAGAGCCAAUUUGGUCAUCACCGACGAGGCCUUCCAGGUCGUGCAGGUAGAAGAGAAGCGCCGUCGACACGAUGUCAUGGCCCAUGUCCAUGCUUUCGGACAAGAUGCCCCUGCUGCCGCAGGUGUGAUUCAUUAUGGUGCUACAAGCUGUUAUGUCACAGACAAUGCGGACUUGAUAUUUAUUCGAGAUGGAUUGGAUCUUUUGCUUCCAAAGCUAGCAAAAGUUAUUCAGAACCUUCAAGCAUUUGCUUUGAAGCACAAGGACCUUCCAACUUUGGGGUUCACCCAUUUCCAGGCCGCCCAGCUCAUCACGGUUGGCAAGCGUGCAGCUCAAUGGAUCCAGGAGCUUGUCAUGGAUUUGGAGGACAUUGAAAAUGUUCGGGACCAGCUUCGAUUCCGCGGUGCCGUGGGAACCACCGGAAGUCAAGCUUCCUUCAUGGCAAUCUUCAACUCAGAUGGCGACAAGAUUGACGAACUCAAUAAGAAACUGUGCGAGAAAGCCGGGUUCCCAGGAAUUUAUUCAGUCUCGACUCAAACAUAUACCAGAAAGGUGGACCUGCGAGUGGCCAAUGCGCUCUCCGGUCUUGGGGCAACUGCUCAACGUAUCGCUACUGAUAUCAGACAUCUAGCGCACCUGAAGGAAAUCGAGGAGCCCUUUGAGGCUGACCAAAUCGGUUCCUCUGCCAUGGCAUUUAAGAGAAACCCAAUGAGAAGCGAGAGAAUCACUGCUCUUGGAAGAGACUUGCAGAACAGAAACGCAAACGCCGCCCAGACAUUUGCGAGCCAGUGGUUUGAGAGAACCCUUGAUGACUCUGCUAUUCGUCGGGCAAACAUCCCUGAACAAUUCCUGUUGGCCGAUGCGAUCUGCCUGAUGCUUGACAAUGUUACCAAUGGCCUUGUCGUCUAUCCCCGAGUGAUCCGCUCCCAUAUCGAUGCCGAGCUGCCGUUUAUGGUCACCGAGAACAUUAUCAUGCGCAUGGUCAGCAAGGGAGCAAGCCGACAAGAGGCGCACGAGGAAAUCCGCGUCCUUUCGCACCAAGCAGGAUCCGUUGUCAAAAACGAAGGCAAACCCAAUGACCUCAUUGAAAGAAUUCGCAACACCGAAUACUUUGCCAUGGUACACAAAGACCUCGAUUCUGUGCUUGAGCCGUCGCUUUAUAUCGGCCGUUCUGCCAUUAUCACCGAGCGCAUGUGCGUAGAAGCCGGCGAGAAGAUUGCCAGAUAUCGCCACGUGAUAGAAAAGGUGGCGACGACAGAGCUGUCUGUCUAA
Molecule: messenger RNA, 3585 nt
Organism: Talaromyces rugulosus
Lineage: Eukaryota; Fungi; Ascomycota; Eurotiomycetes; Eurotiales; Trichocomaceae
Exons: 24
Coding region: 1-3585 (1194 amino acids)
Biological process (GO): amine metabolic process; 'de novo' AMP biosynthetic process
Cellular component (GO): cytosol
Molecular function (GO): N6-(1,2-dicarboxyethyl)AMP AMP-lyase (fumarate-forming) activity; copper ion binding; primary methylamine oxidase activity
Source: RefSeq, a predicted model, not a curated record